This is a messenger RNA of Sipha flava (yellow sugarcane aphid), 480 nucleotides long. RefSeq lists its product as uncharacterized. The coding region runs from base 1 to 480 and encodes 159 amino acids. The record is from RefSeq and is a predicted model, not a curated record. Lineage: Eukaryota; Metazoa; Arthropoda; Insecta; Hemiptera; Aphididae. The transcript is spliced from 3 exons.
AUGACCGUGCUUAAUAAAUGGGAUAACAAGGAAAUAUGUUUGCUGAUUGAAAAACCAUCAGAAGAAGAAGUGAAGAUAGGACUGGAUAUGCUAAAAAAUGGAAAAACACUGGAAGAAGAUGAAAUAGUAUUUGACUGUUUAAAAAAGGGAAGCCAAGGUCUGCUGAACCAGCUCCACAAACUUCUGAACACAAUCUGGAAACAAAAAAAGAGAUACCCGAAGCAUGCCCAGCAUACGACUCAAUCAACAGAGAAAAAUUAUGGGGUCAUGGACCAGCUAGGAAUAUCAACCAAGUUAACCACAUUAAUAAAUUCGUGCACAUAUAACUCAAAAAGUAAAAUUAGUUUUGGAAGAGAAUUAUUUGAGGAGUUUCCGGUAACGAUUGGUCUCAGACAAGGCGAUGCUUUAUCACCCGCACUGUUCAAUAUCACCCUAGAAUCAGUUAUGAGGUUAGUAAUGUCCCAAGCCAAGGGCAUAUAA